Adineta steineri is the source of this 3987-nucleotide messenger RNA. NCBI's taxonomy places the organism in Eukaryota, Metazoa, Rotifera, Eurotatoria, Adinetida, Adinetidae. The record is from the annotation of a GenBank genome assembly.
AUGGAAGGUACUUCUUGUUAUAGUUUGUCGGGGUUUUUAUCUCUUAAACCUAUUGGAGCACUAAGUCUUGUUCUUCCUACUCGUCGUUAUUGGUGUGCAUUUAACGAAUCGAUUCAAACAUUAGAAUUUUAUCAAUCUGAACGUGAUUUAAUAAGUAAUAAGACACCCAUUGAAAAUAUACCAUUAUAUCGAGCUGCCAUUACAUUAAGUACAACUGAAGAACGUGUCUUUAUUAUUAUAACUAAUAAUAAAGAAUAUCAUUUACGAGCUGAAAAUCAUGAAGCAUUAAUGAUUUGGUUACUUGGAUUACAAACAAAACGUGAUUCAUGUAUACCAUCAAAAAAUGGAAUAACUGUACAUGAAACAGAUGCAGGUGUUGAUAUUGAUGAAGUUAUUAAUACUGAUGAUGUUUGGCGUAUGCAUCGAGCGGAUAGUUUAACAAAAACUGAAUUUUUACAUCCAAGAAUAUUUCUUACUGAACGACCUAAUCUAAGUGAUUUUUCCAGUGAAGAUGAAAAACAUCGACGAGGUUCAAUAAAUGAAAAUAAUAAUCGAAAGAUGAGUUUAUCAUCGAAUACAUGUGUUCAUCUUUGUGAAACAUGUACAUCAUCUUUAUGUGUAAAUUGUCGUUCAACAUUUAAUCGACCAUUAGAUUUAAUAAAAGAAUCUAAUCCAUAUCGAACUGGUUCAUCAAGUCAUUCAAUUGAAUCAUCAGAUUCAGCUUUUUAUGAUCAACGUUUAUUAGAUUUAAAUGAUGGUGGUGGUUUACAUCAUCAAAGUAAUCUACAAGAAACUCUAUUAACAUUGAAAUGUGAAUUAGCUUCACUUAUGAAUAAGGAAAAUAUUUAUCAAAUGAUUAUAAAAGAAAAAUCCGAUGUAAUUCGUAAACUUGAAAAACAAUUAUCUGAUGUCAUUCAAACACCAGCAUCAUCUAGCAAACAACAAACUAUUUCAAAAAUAGUUAAUGAACGAAGUCGUGAAACGAAUAAUGAACUUAAAUUUCUUCAUUGUGAAAUAACAAAAUUACAUCGAAUUAUUCGUGAUGAUGAUAUUAAAAUACGUAAACUUAUCAAGACAAUACGUUCACAACAGAGUCAACGUGAAAGUUUACAACGUGAUUAUAUUUAUUUAUUACAAACAUCUUUAUCUACGGAAGAUGUUCGAUUAUUUGGCGGAACAAAACAUCGUGAGAGAUUAAAAGAAUUAUUAGCUGAUUGUCGUAAACGUGAUCCAUCAUUACCAUCAUUUGACAAUUUGGAAGGAUCAGGAUUGUAUAUAGAUUCAUAUGGUUUUAAACAUGAAAAAAACAAUGAAAAUGAUCGUUUACAAUAUAUUUGUGUUAAACUAACACAUUUUUACGAUACAAAAGCACAUAGUACUGAUGAUCAUGUAUGGCGAUCAUUAUUAAAGACGUAUCAGACUAGUUCGACAGUUUCCAAAACAUUUAAAUAUCUUGUACGUCAAGGUAUCCCCAAUCAUCUUCGUUCAGAAGUUUGGCAUGUUUUUAUUCAAAAACAAAUUGAAAAUAUUCGAAAAGAAAAAGGUUCAUCUUAUUUUCAUAAUCUUUGUCAUUUAUUACCAAAUUCAGAUUUGAAUAAUAAAUUUGAAAAACAAAUUGCACUUGAUCUUUAUCGAACAAUGCCAACAAAUAUUCGAUUUUGCAGUAAAGAUUCAGACGGGAUCCGUCAAUUACGACAAGUUCUUCAAGUAUUUUGUUUACAUAAUUCAACAAUUGGUUAUUGUCAAGGAAUGAAUUUUAUUGUUGCUGUAGCACUUUUACUUCUUGAACCUGAAGAUGCAUUUUGGUUAUUAAUUGCAUUAACUGAAUGUCAUUUAAAUAAUUAUUAUGAUAUUGGUUUAAUUGGUGCUCAAGUUGAUCAAUUUGUUUUGAAAGAUCUUAUUAAACAAAAAGCACCGGAUAUUCAUCAACAUUUUGAAAAUAAUGAAGUUGAAAUAACUUCAUUAACACUUAAUUGGUUUAUGGCUAUAUUUAUUGAUAGUGUACCAUUUGAAACUCUAUUACGCAUAUGGGAUUGUUUUUUAUUAGAAGGUGUUAAAGUUUUAUUUCGUUUUGCAUUAGCUAUUUUAAUUAUAAAUCGUGAACAUAUUUUAACAAGAACGGAUACAAUAUCAAUGAUGAAACAAAUUAAAGAUUCAACAAAAAAUUUAAUUGAUGUUGAAAAUCUUUUUAAAAUUGCUUUUGAAGAUCUUAAACCAUUUUGUCAUCGAAAAGAUAUUUCUAUUAAACAAGCUUAUUGGACAAAAAUGUUAACAGAAAAAGUCGUUAAACGACAAUUAUCAAGAGAAGGUUUUGCAAAACGAGAUUAUGUUUUUCAAGAAAUAAACCAAUCAACAACAACACUUGAUUGUGCUGUUGUCCUUCCUAAAAAUCUUGUUUGGAUUGCAUUUGGUUCACAAUAUGCAUUACAUCUUUUUGAAGUUAAUGUUGAACAUGGGAUCAUGAUUGAUCUUGAAACUACUUAUAAUUCACGAGCAUUUUGUAUGACAUGUGUUAAUAAUGAACAUGUUUUAAUUGGUACUCUUUGUGGUACUUUAUUAUGUUUUCAAAUUGAUGAAAGACAAAUUCUUUGGGCUACUCGAUUACGAAGUUGUGUUCUUUGUAUGAUUAGUUCGAAUAAAGGAAAUUUUAAUCGAAUUUAUUGUGGUUUAUCUGAUGGAAAUUUAGCUAUUGCUGAAUUAUACGAUCAUCGAGAACCAGAAGAAGCAUUUUGUAUAACGAUAGAUAAAUCAGCAAUAACUGCUGUUGCUUAUCGUAAUGAUAAAUUAUGGUGUUUAAGUGCAACUAAAAUGACAAUACUCAAUGAAAAGACACUUGAUAUUCUAUCGAAUAUUGAUUUAACAUUUGAAAGUUUAGAUCCAUCAUCAUUACUUUAUUAUGAUACUGAUGAUAGUGAUCAUAUAUGGAUUUUACUUCGAUCAACAAGUAAUACAUUACAAGCAUGGAAUCAAUCGGAAUGUAAAUUACAUGGAACCAUAUGUUUAAAUCAUUUAUUUGAAAAAAUUGGUAAAACAGAUGAACAAUUAGCAGCUAUGGAAGAAAUAACUCAAUUAAAUUCAAAUAAUGAUGGUAGUUCAAGUAAUUUUACUGAUCAAAUUCGUAUUACUUCAUUUCUUAUACAUAAUGAACAGUUAUGGAUUGGUACAUCAACAGGUAUUAUAUUUGUAUUUAAUUUUACAUUUCAACCAAAAUCAAUACGUUCAUAUACAACUAAUGUAAAAUUUUAUUCGAGAUCAUUAAGUGUAGCAGGUCAUAUGAUUGAUGGUAUACCUCGGCGUCAUUUAUCAUUAUUACCUGAUCUUGUAAAUAAUCGAAAAAGAUCUCGUACAAGAUCUGAUUCGGCUAUGAUAGAUUUAUAUAAUUCAUUAGAUGAGUGUGAAAAUAAAGAUUUUUAUCGAAUUAGUUAUCCUGUGAAAAUAAAAGAUCGAUCUUUAAAUUUUAAUCGACGUCGUAGACGUCAUAAUUCAACAUUAACUUAUCCUAUAAUUGAAAAUCGAAAAAAUCGAGAUAAUGAUUCUGGUGAUACAAGUACAACAUUAACAUCAACAAAAACACAUUCAUCAAGUGCAGCUAUUAUAUCAACAGAUGAAUGGUCUAAAGAACAUCGACAAAUUAAAUUUCCAUCAAUAAUAAAUAAACAACAACAACAAUCAUUAGAAGCAUCAGCAAAACUUUCAUUUAAUCUUGUCUUUAAAGCAAAAAUAGCUGAUGCACCUGUUAAAUGUAUUUGUAAAACGAAAUGCGAUGAUCAAAUUGUUAUAUUAACUUGUUCUGGUAAACUUGGUGAUGAUGAAGUUGUAUGUCGAUGGAAACAAGUUCAAAAUACAAAUCAAUGGACAAAUGAUGUUAUCGUUGAAUUAAGUACUGAAACACGAUUACCUAUUCGACCCCUGUAUGCUCGUCAACAAUAUUUAAAAAAUCAUCUUGAUCGUUCAAAUAGUAUUUCCUCGAAUACUUCUAAGCUUUGA